Suillus subaureus is the source of this 1557-nucleotide messenger RNA. RefSeq names its product putative halogenase. NCBI's taxonomy places the organism in Eukaryota, Fungi, Basidiomycota, Agaricomycetes, Boletales, Suillaceae. The record is from RefSeq and is a predicted model, not a curated record. The annotation marks the transcript as partial. The transcript is spliced from 11 exons. Gene Ontology annotation, molecular function: monooxygenase activity.
CCAAUCUCAACUGAAAUACUUGUUGUUGGCGGCGGACCCGCCGGAAGUUACGCUGCUGCUGCUUUGGCUCGAGAAGGUUUUGAAGUCACUCUUCUCGAAGCUGCGAACUUCCCUCGAUAUCAUAUUGGCGAGAGUUUGCUUCCAUCGGUCCGCCCAUUCUUGGCAUUCGUUGACGCAGAGGAAUCUGUCAUGAACUACGGGUUCACAAUUAAGCCUGGUGCUGCCGUCAAGUUGAACCAGUUCAAGCGAGAAGGAUAUACAGAUUUUAUUACGCUGAACCCAAACAAUGGGUCGUGGAACGUGAUUCGAUCAGAAUUUGAUGAUUUGCUAUUUCGUCAUGCUUCAAAGUGUGGCGCAGCCGUGUUCGACAACACAAGAGUCGCCGAAAUUCAGUUCGAUGGCGGAAGGCCUGUUUCAGCCGACUGGAGGAAUGCCAGCACCGGGACACGAGGUCGUAUCUCUUUCAGUUACCUAGUCGAUGCGUCAGGAAGGAACGGGAUCAUGUCCACAAAGUAUCUCAAGAACAGACGCUAUAAUCAAGCCCUCAACAACAUCGCAUGCUGGGGAUACUGGGAGGGGACCGGGUCUUACAUGCCGGGUACCACUCGCCAGAAUGCUAUUUGGGUCGAAGCACUCGAAGACGAGUCUGGAUGGGCUUGGUUCAUUCCUCUUCACGACGGAUCCACAUCUGUGGGAAUUGUGAUGGAUCAAGAAUCAAGCAACCGUAAGAAGGCUUCCCGUGCGGCCUCAGGAGGUUCCGGCCCCAAUCUUCUGGCUCAUUAUAAGGAAGAAUUAAGCAGAGCUCCUGGAGUGCUUAGAUUGAUUGGAAAUGGCACUCUUCAAAACGACGGUACGCCAGAAGCUGUGAAAUCUGCAAGUGAUUUUAGUUACUCAGCUCCCUCUUAUGCCGGGGAUCAUUUCCGCCUGGCGGGGGACUCUGGAGCGUUCAUCGACCCAUUCUUCUCCUCUGGCGUGCAUCUGGCCUUCACAGGAGGACUUUCAGCUGCCCUCACGAUAGCUGCGUCCAUUCGAGGGCUUUGCAGCGAAGACGAUGCUCAACGCUGGCACACAUCAAAGGUUGCCACCUCCUACACGAGGUUUCUUCUUGUCGUCCUUGGGACCUACAAACAGAUCCGCAAUCAGUAUAUGCCAGUGAUGAGCGAUGUGGACGAGGACAAUUUUGACAGAGCAUUUGAUCUGAUCAGGCCGGUGAUACAAGGAACAGCAGAUGUUGGUAAGGCGUUAACAGAAGACGAACUCCAGAAAACUAUGGACUUCUGUCGUCAUCUAUUUGCACCCACUGAUCCCGAGAUGCAUUCUGCAGUCAAAGCUAGGCAAGGGGGUCUAACAUCCCCAGAUGGGCCUGUCAUGACAGAAUGCGAAGUCGAUCGCUUGCUCAGAGACGCUGAUGAGGAAGCCAAGAUUGUUUUGAAGGAGAUCAAUGCGCGAAAGCCCAUCCAUACGAUGUACAACCCAACGGAGAAUUUCGGUGUAGAGGAACACUUUGGUUUCAAGGCUGUCUUGGAACGAGGGAAAUUGGGUUUGGUGACUGCGUAG